Molecule: messenger RNA, 2237 nt
Organism: Xyrauchen texanus (razorback sucker)
Lineage: Eukaryota; Metazoa; Chordata; Actinopteri; Cypriniformes; Catostomidae
Product: gastrula zinc finger protein XlCGF7.1-like
Exons: 3
Coding region: 306-1247 (313 amino acids)
Biological process (GO): regulation of transcription by RNA polymerase II
Molecular function (GO): DNA-binding transcription factor activity; RNA polymerase II cis-regulatory region sequence-specific DNA binding
Source: RefSeq, a predicted model, not a curated record
CGCUAAUAAACCAUCUGAAGAAAUCGAGGCGUUCGCUUCGUAUGACGUUGUGGCAGUGCGGGGGAUUUUUUUGAGACUGUAAACAACUAUAAAUGCUGAAAAGAGUCUAGAAGAGGAGAGUAAGAACACAUACUACAACAGAUCCUUUGGGACUCUCAGUGAUGGCUAUUCACACCUUCAGUUAAGCCAUUACCACAACAAUUCGUGAAUAAACUCUGUUAAUUUUCCCAUCAUCCUACAAGAGAAGUGUUUCAGACCAGCAGGAAAAGCUCAUGGUGUAGCUGCUGAAAUCUAUGUAAUAUAAAAUGGAUAUUGUUAAAGAGGAGUGUGAGGACGUAGGUUAUCCAGAGUCAUGCCAAUUAAAACAUGAAGAUACUGAGGAAAAAACAGAUAUCAUGGAAGUGAAAGAGGAAAGUCAAGAACUCAAUGAAGUGGAGGAGAAACAUCAGGAUCAGACAUCUUCAAACUUCAUACCUGGAGAAGUUUCUUACAUUUGCACACAAACGGUGUACUUUGUUGUGAAAAAGCCUUCUCAAGCCAAAAAACCUUUCCCCUGCCUUCAGUGUGGAAAGAGGUUCAGAUAUAAAGGUAACCUCGAGGAUCACCUAAGAAUACACACUGGAGAGAAGCCUUUCACGUGCACUCAUUGUGGAAGGAGUUUCAAAAUAAAAAAACAAUUGACGUGUCACCUGAGAAUUCACACUGGAGAGAAGCCUUACACGUGCCCGCUGUGUGGAAAAAGUUUCACACGUUCACAGGCCCUCAAAAAUCAUCUCCACUGUCAUUCUGGAGAAAGGCCGUUUCAAUGUGAUCACUGUGGUAAAACAUUUAUGUUGCCGUCGAAUCUUAAAAUACACCUUCGAGUUCAUACUGACAAAAGGCCUUACUUGUGUUCAUUUUGUGGAAGGAGUUUUCAAUGGCUGCAGAGUAUGAAAGAUCAUCAGAAAAGACAUACUGGUGUAAAAGAUCAUGUUUGCUUGGAGUGUGGGAAGGCCUUUGUCAACUCCAGCCAAUUGAAAAAGCACCAGAGAACUCAUACCGGAGAGAAACCGUACAAGUGCUCCUAUUGUGACAAGAGUUUCCCUCAAUCAAUGACUCUGAAAGUACACGAGAGAGCACAUACCGGAGAGAAACCGUACCACUGCCUUCUAUGUGGGAGAAGUUUCACCUCGACAAGGAGUCUUCGCAAUCAUAAAAAUUGUCCCAGUGAGCAAAAUGCAUCAGGUUCAGCACUUUCAAGUAAAUAGUAUGAGAUUGUAGCCAACAGGAUAGACCAAAUAUGGAGUUUCUAGCAAAAGUGUUCUAUCAUCUUAGAGGUUAAUUCUGUAAAAUUGCCACUAGUUGUGCAAUUAAGCACUUUUACUGUUGUAGCAUUUGGCAAACAUUGACAACAUCGGUCUAUAAUAUCUCCAUCUGUAUCUUUAACAACUUAAUUUUAUUAAUCAUAACUGUUGAAUGUUAUUUAAAAAAAGAAAAGACUCGCUAGUCAUGAGAUUUACACGAGUUACACUUUUUUUUGUGUGUUUGGAACUGUAAUUAGUCAACUCUUAUAGUGUGCAUUAAAAUGUGUAUUGAAAACUGUCUUUUUGUCAUGCAAGUAUUCCUGCUGUAUAAUUAGUUUGCAUUAAUCCAGCGGUUCUCAAUUUUGCUUUGGGUCACGCCCCCCUCCUUUCUAUGUUUAUAUAAAUAAAACAUUUUAACUGGUUUAUGUGCUUAUUGAACAUGCAUUAAUAGGAGCGAUGUCUGUAUAUGUAAUAGCUCGCCAAAAAAAUACAAUUUACCAUAAUUUACUCACCCUCCUGGUGGUGAUGUUGGAACAACAAAUUGUGGUGUUAUUGCCAUUUAUACUUUGUUUAGAAUCUGUUGUUGUCAUCUAACUUUAAAGCUUAUGAAAGGACCCAAAAGGAGCAUAAAGGUAGUCCAUGCGGCUAGUGCAUCAUAUUCACAAGUCUUCAAUCCACAAAGUAAUUUUUCUUGGGAAAUCUUGACGUCCAAUUUGCGUUCAUGCGAGAAAUUAAGUUGUUUACAGCGCUGAAACAACAUAGUGAGCGAGCUUCUUUCAUAGGGCUUAUGAAUGUACUGUGUUCUGUACAAUUACAUUAACAUCCUGAUUAGAUUUAGUAUCCCCAAAGAAACAUUUCCUAAAAGUUGAUGUCCACAUGAAUGGACAGUGAGACCAAGUUGUGAAAUUUUAAAUCAUAUCAAGCAAUAGAAAAUCAAAUCGUUUAUGAUGUUUC